This is a messenger RNA of Theileria annulata, 318 nucleotides long. RefSeq lists its product as uncharacterized. The transcript has a single exon. The record is from RefSeq and is a predicted model, not a curated record. NCBI's taxonomy places the organism in Eukaryota, Apicomplexa, Aconoidasida, Piroplasmida, Theileriidae. Bases 1 to 318 code for a protein of 105 amino acids.
AUGAGUUCAGGAUAUUUGCCUAAUUUGUUGAAUGAUCUGGAGAAGAUAAAUAAAUUUAUAAAUUCAGUUGCGGAUGGAGAUAAAAAAGGGAUGCUAGAAUCUUUUAAUGGAUUUUCAUGGGACGACGAACGAGUUCGAGAUCAUUUACCAAAAUAUUGCGAAUUGAACACAGAAGAUCUAAAGUAUAUUGACAAGGUUUUUUCACAUCUGUGCCCUAAAUUCAAUCAAGUCAAUAGCCCAUCACUAAACACCAUGGCACUCUGGCUCAAAACCAGACUCCAUCUACAACAUCAAUUGUCACCUUUUCAACUCACUUAA